AGGUCAACGUUGAGCAGCAGAGGCCCGCACAACUUCCUCAAAAUGGAUCCAAAGGUAAGAUGGCUGCAGCAACAGGAAGUUAAACGAAGAGUCAAGAGACACGUUCGACGUGACCAUUUUGUUUCCUUCAAUGACCCACUCUGACCUGAAAUGUGGUACAUGCACUAUGAAGACAAUGACAGUAACUAUAGGUCAGAAAUGAAUGUCCUAGCAGCCUGGCAGAGAGGAUAUACCGGCAAAGAUGUAGUGGUGACCAUUCUUGAUGACAGCAUUGAGAAACAUCACCCUGAUCUUGUCCAAAACUAUGAUCCUCAUGCAAGCUUUGAUGUCAAUGGAAAUUAUGGAGAUCCAACUCCACGCUAUGAUGCCAGCAAUGAAAACAAGCAUGGCACCCGUUGUGCCGGAGAAGUGGCAGCAUCAGCAAACAACUUUAACUGCAUAGUGGGAAUUGCAUACAAUGCAAGAAUUGGAGGCAUUCGGAUGUUAGACGGUGAUGUGACAGAUGUGGUAGAAGUGAAGGCGAUUGGCAUAAAACCUGACUACAUCCACAUCUGCAGUGCAAGCUGGGGCCCUGAUGACGACGGCCAGACAGUGGACGGGCCUGGCCUCUUGGCCAGGCAAGCAUUUGAGCAUGGCAUCAAAAAGGGCCAUAGAGGACGGGGUUCUAUUUUUGUCUGGGCCUCUGGAAAUGGUGGAAGAGAAGGGGAUCACUGCUCUUGCGAUGGAUACACCAACAGCAUCUAUACAAUCUCUGUCUGCAGUACCACCGAGAAUGGGAACAAACCAUGGUACCUAGAAGAAUGCGCCUCCACCAUUGCUACCACAUAGAGCAGUGGGGCAUUCUAUGAAUGGCAAAUUGUGACCACAGAUCUGCAGAAACAUUGCAUAGACGGACACACGGGGACCUCUGUGUCUGCCCCCAUGGUGGCAGGGAUCAUUGCCCUGGGUCUGGAGGCCAACCCUUUGCUGACCUGGAGAGACGUUCAGCACCUUCUUGUUAAAACAUCUAGACCAGUGCACCUCUUGGCCCCCGACUGGAAAACAAACGGAGCUGGACAUCGAGUUAGCCAUUUGUAUGGAUUUGCUGGUGGUGCAGAAGCUCUUGUUGUUGAGGCAAAGAAGUGGCAAACGGUCCCAGCCCAGCACCUUUGUGUUGGAACCUCAAACAAGAAACCUUGGUUCAUCCCUGCCAACAAAACGGUGCGGACGGCGGCCCUAACCAAUGCCUCUGCAGACCACCCUGACCAUCAUGUAGCCUAUCUGGAGCACGUUGUCAUACGAGUUUCUAUUACACACCCUCGACGGGGAGACCUACAGAUAAACCUGACAUCUCCUUCUGGAACAAAGUCUCAGCUCCUGGCGAGGAGGCAAUAUGAUGAUUCCAGUGACGGUUUUAAGCACUGGGAAUUCAUGACUGUCCACUCCUGGGGAGAAACAGCAGCAGGAGAAUGGACGCUGGAGAUCCAGGAUAAGCCAUAUCAUGUGAGAAACCCAGACACACAAGGAAAAUUAAAGGAAUGGAGUCUCAUUUUAUAUGGAACAGCUGAGCCCCCAUACUCCAAUUUCAGCUCCCAUCACUCCAGGUCAAGGAUGCUGGAAAUGCCAUCAUCUGACAUGGAACCCUCAAAAACUGCUUUCUUCCAGAGUCAGAUGGAGAUAUUGGACGAAGAAGAGGAAUACACAGGACCGUGUCAUACGGAAUGUGGCAACCAAGGAUGCGAUGGUCCCAACGCUGAUCAGUGCCUGAACUGUUUCCAUUUCAGCCUUGGAAGCAUUAAAACUGGCAGGAAGUGUGUGAAUUCCUGCCCCUCUGGGUACUUUGGGGACAGUUUGCAGAAGAAAUGCCACAAAUGCUAUAGGGGCUGCGAAAUGUGUCUGGGCAGAAGCCAGUACAUGUGCACGGCUUGCAAGCGUGGCUUCUAUCAUCACCAGGAAACAAAUACAUGUGUGACACUGUGUCCUGGGUUUUACUCUGAUGAGGAUCAAAGACGUCAGAAAUGCCAUCAAAACUGUAAGAAGUGUGUUGGAGAGAUGGACAAAUGUACUGUCUGCAAGGAUGUAUUCAGCCUUGUAAACAAUAGCUGUGUUACGGGAUGCAGGCUGGGCAUGUGUAUGAUCAAGGAACCGGGGCGAUGUGAGGGAUGCCACUCAAACUGCCAGACAUGCAUGGGACCAGGCCAAGAGGAACGUGUCCAGUGUGCCACGAACUUUCACUUGCACGAGUGGAGGUGCGUCCCAAUGUGCGGUGAAGGCUUUUACCCCAAGGAGAUGCUUGGACUCCCCCACAAGGUCUGCAGAAGAUGUGAAGAUAACUGUUCCAGUUGUGAUAGCUCAGGAAGAAAAUGUCUCCGGUGUAAAGAAGGCUUUAGCCUGCUUAGUGGCUCAUGCAUUACUAGCGACAGAUGCCACAAUGCCGAUGAUGUCUUCUGUGAGAUGGUGAAAACCAACAAACUGUGUGAACGCAAGCCAUUUAUACAAUUUUGCUGUCGGACAUGUCUCUUGGCUGCCUAA
Molecule: messenger RNA, 2511 nt
Organism: Rhineura floridana
Lineage: Eukaryota; Metazoa; Chordata; Lepidosauria; Squamata; Rhineuridae
Product: proprotein convertase subtilisin/kexin type 6-like
Biological process (GO): peptide hormone processing
Cellular component (GO): cell surface; membrane
Molecular function (GO): serine-type endopeptidase activity
Source: RefSeq, a predicted model, not a curated record